AUGGGUGGGUUUGGCGCGGGGACCCAUUUGGAAGCCUUCCAUUUUCGUAUCAACUUGGCCCAAGUUGAUAAAAAAUCUAACCCCAGUUACCAUGAUGCGAUACUAUCUGUGCUUCAAAGCGUGCUUGCUCAGGAUUGUGCUACCAACUGUGGCCACGAUCAAGAGCCAAGUUACGACUCAAACGAGCACUUAAGCACUGGGUCCCACUUUCAAUUCGCCAAUGGACUACCCACUCCUCCGGAGAGCGUACGAGCUCCGCAUCUGGAAGGUUUUACAGCGGUGAAGUUGCCGAUCGUUGAAGGCUGCCAGGGGAACCAUGACCUAAAAGAAUCGACCAUGGCCUCGCAAGAGGCCCUGUCACAAUCAGAUCAAGAUGAACUGCCGAUAAUUUUGAGUUGGAUACCAACGAAGGAUCAAAUGUCGAAAUGCUCGGACUUUGAACGGUCGAGAAAGAAGACGUGGCGGAAAACGGUGAGCUCCGGUCUCAAAGAGCCAAAAUCGAACCGAGGAGUGACCCACGAUGGUCUUCUGACAGCUGGGAUGUUGCAAAUAAUUGACCGUAUAGGUGAAGCCCGGGUGCUGGAAGGGCUGAGAGACACAAUCACCGAGCUAAACGUAGGGUCUCAAAAAGAUUGGCAAAGUUUCGACGAACGAUGCAGUGAAAGGAUUCCAAAACAUUUGACGGAUCAACCCGACUCAAUACGGCAAUUGUGGCUCCUGAAAGAAAAACUUGACCUCACUGAAGCCAAUGAGCAGAUAUCUCGGCUACGGAAAAGAUUAACUUUGGCAGAUUUCUCCCAAGCUUACGACUUGUGCGCCUCACAAUAUUUGAACAUGAAGAGUGGCAUCCGGCGCCCACGGUCUAGACCGGGCCAACAGGAUUCUAAGACGCCGGCCGGCGGCGAAGCUCGCAAUUCGCAACACAAACGAGCGGCCAUGGAUCAUUUCGUGGACCUUCUAUUCCCAAACGCCUUACCAAGCGGCAAGACGAGCAAAGCGGCGCGGAGAAGAGGUGCGGUGACCAGAUACGCGGCUGUCAGGAAGAUCCAGAACUGGAGGGCGGCAGGGCAGCCAUGGGCGAACAUCUUCAAGCGCUUUGGGAAAGGAAUACUCUUGCUCAUACCGGACGAAGUAUCAGACGAAUACAUGCGAACCAUGUCAAAGGCAGCUCUAUCGGCUUUUCUGGAUCGCGUUGAGCUACGACUGGCAGGCCGAGCGGACUUUUUGCAUACAUUGACGUCCUUAGUGGACACUUUCUACACCAGCCACGCCCUACCUCACGGCACCCUCUCGAAAGGAUGUCUUCCGGGGAUGUUGUACAAUGCGAGAACCAGCCCUCAAGUACGGAGGACCGAUUCGGAUUCGCCAUCCGCUUUUCUCGACACAGGCACAACAUCAUGGAGUUAUUUCGACCAAUCAAACAAUGUCGACCAACAUCAAUGUGCAGAGUCUGGUUUUGUCUUCGACCUGCCGGUGGAUGCGGAUAAGAUGGACCUAUACGUGGGGGAGUCGUCCUCGCAAUUCGCUCUAGCUCCCCAUGAGACCUUUCGGGAGGCUCCUUACACCACGUUCCUGUCACAUCUUGCUGGAGAGACAGAUUUAUCAGCUGACCUUUGUUCCGCCUUUGUGUCCGGAGAUGAUGAUUUUCAGCUACCUCCGAAUGAAGGGGCAAGCAUUUUAGAUGUUGAUGUUGACGCAUUCCUGGCAAAGUCUCCCACGGUGCCGUCCCUGACCGCAGAUACGCCCAGAGCUCAUCCACCAUGUCGAGUAUCCAGAUCGGCGAAUUCGUCAUUUUGCGAGUAUCAUGACAGCGAUGCGCUCUAUGUUGGCAUGGAUUCUCCCAAUGCGAACUGCAAGGACGUGUUUGACUUUCUCAAUUUGUCAGAGGAUGGCGACUGA
Molecule: messenger RNA, 1899 nt
Organism: Exophiala oligosperma
Lineage: Eukaryota; Fungi; Ascomycota; Eurotiomycetes; Chaetothyriales; Herpotrichiellaceae
Exons: 3
Coding region: 1-1899 (632 amino acids)
Source: RefSeq, a predicted model, not a curated record